Molecule: messenger RNA, 4758 nt
Organism: Petromyzon marinus (sea lamprey)
Lineage: Eukaryota; Metazoa; Chordata; Hyperoartia; Petromyzontiformes; Petromyzontidae
Source: RefSeq, a predicted model, not a curated record
ACGCGCGAUGACUCGCCAGCCAAUCAGCGGUCGGUAAAUAUUCAAAAUCCAACCGCCAUUGGUGUGUGUAUUGCUCUAUAAUAACCUGAAUGGUGUGUUGUACGUACGUUUAGAAUUGUCUUUUUUAAAUUUCGCGUCCACUUCAAGUCUCAGCUGUGGGAUCAUUACACACGGGUGCUGAUCAUUUUUGCCUUUGCUGCUUUGCAAAUCCCCGGGUUUCAAGGUGGUUGGAGGAGAGAGAGAGGGAAGGAAGGGAGGCCAUGAACGCCGCCGAUAAGGAGAACGAGACGGCCACUCUGCCACAGCCUAAGCUGGUGACUCAGAAUAUCGCGAGGACUUCAAAGAAUCCUCUUGUUUCCCAGAAUCCCUCAACAGUUUUCAAGGAGCCUUCCUCGGUCACCAAAAAGACUCCCGUGCGUGUCCAGAGAACGCCAUGUGUCACCCAGAAGACACCGCAGCCCAACCACAAGCUUUCACCUGUCAUCCAUACAAUUCUGACAUCUGAUCAAAAUACUGAUCCAGUCGAACAAGGGAUUCCUCAAGUGGCUGAGCGGCAGACUCCACUAACUGUUCAUAAAGCAGCUGCAGCUGACCAGAAUGCUCAUUUGGUAGACAAAAAAACUACACCCAUUACACAGAAGAGGCUGCCGCAUGCCCAGAACGCUUCUCUGAAUUACCGGACGAAUCUUCCAGUUGACCCGAAGACUCCGCAGUUCCACUGGAAGAAGCUGCCCUCUUCCCGGGUGUUGACUGCAACGUCUGUCAUAGCGUCGUGCUCGCUCACACCGCUCUUCCACCGGCUGAAACUGCAGGAUGGACACCACGAGCAGUCAAGCACACGAUCUAUGGGUGCGCUGAUUGCUCAAGACAAGUGUGCGGAGUUUGAGGAAUUCCCCACAAAGACUCUGGACAAACAGGCCAACCUGAUUACUCAACAGGCCCUACUUGCGGAGUCUGAGCAAAACAUCCAAGAACAAUACAGGCCGGCAACAAAACGAGACGUGGGCGCACAGACUGAUGAAGAAGAUCUGAAAUGGCCAGAGGCACUCGUUGAAGACUCUACGACUAAACCGGUGACGGCACAGCAGUGCCCUGGGACCAGUCCACACUAUAAUGCAGAGCAGCAUUCCCUGGAAUCAGGCAAUCAGUUGAUAGAAGAAAACAUGGAGACUUGGACAGAUGAAGAGGGGCCUAUACAUUUAGGGAAGAUCACCAAAGAGACCAUAGAUACACAGUCAGAGCAGCAUACACGGCGGCCACAAGGCGACUCGGUAGCGAUGGACACGGAGGCACAGACGGCCAUAGAGGAGCAGCAACAGUUGUGGCAGUACAUUGAAGAGACCGUGGUUAAACAGUGUGUCUCCGACGCGGAGCUCGGUUACCGGGGGCUGUACGAGCGCGUGGCGGCGAGAGCUAUCGAGCUGGAGGGGAUCGAAGAGGAGCACUUGGAGCUGUGCCAGCUUGUCGGAGAGGCGAUAGCCAAGCAGAACGCCAGGGCGGAGGAGAGCGAGCGGGUGGAAGCCCUCACGCAUCGCGUCAUCCAGGACCUGAUGACGCAGAUGGAAGAGAAGAAUCUGCAGCUGGAGGAGUCGACGCAGAUGCUGGACAACGCUCGCGUGAUGAUGAGCACGCUCUGCGACCAGCUACGGGCCAACGCCGAGCGUCUCCGCCAGGAGCUGCGCAACAUGACCGAGCAGCUGAGUGAGGAGAGGGCGGAGUGGGCAACCGAUCGACUCAGGCUGGAGGAGGAGUGCUCGGUGCGCUCCUCCGAGGUUGACGCCACCCGUGCCGAGUUGGCGUUGCUGCAGAACUCGCUGCGGGCAGCGCUCGAGGAGCUGACUACACAGAAGAACCACGUACAUCAGCUGACUGAUGAACGGCGCGAGUUGACAACCCGCGUAGAGAACAUGCAGUUCCUAGAGGUUGAGAAUAAGUUAUACAUGGAUGAACGCAUGGCGUGGGAAGAGCGGCUAAAUGCCACCUGCCACGAGCUGAAGGCGUCGCGGAUCGCGGAGUGUGCUGCACGUGACGAGACGCGGGACUUGCGCAGCGAGCUUGCGCAGGCAGAGCGCGAGGUGACGGCGCUGCGCAAGGAGCUCCAUGCCAAGGAGCAGGAGCUCCAAGGCAUCCAGGAGGAGUGGACAGCAUCGGGAGCACGGGCGGAGCAGGAGACAGCCUUUCUGCAGGAGUGCUACGAGCUCAAGCUCCAGCUGCAGAAGUGCGAAGAGAGGCUGACGGACGCGUACCGGGAUCGACACUUGGCGCAAGUCGACGUCGAGAUGCUGAAAGAGGAGCUGCUCCAGCUGGCCUCCGCGCAGCAGGAGCCGAAGUCGGACAAAACGGAAGAUUGGAUCACUGAGAAGAUCCGACUGAAGCAAGAGCUGAACCGGAUGACGCAGAUGAAGCUUGAGAAAGAAGUGGAACUCGGAGAAUGCAACAGACGUUACAAGAGACACCGCUACGUGCUGGAGGAGAAUGAGAAGUUCGCCAACAGCGAGGUGGAGGAGCUGCAGUCCUUGAUCGGCAGGGCAAUGCAGAAACUGCUGUCGGCUUCUGGUCAUGCCCUGGGGUGCAAGGCCGUCGCGGACACCGUGGACCUCCUGAGCACAGCGCUGAUAGAAAAAAGAAAGGACGAAUGCGGCGACUUCUGAACACGUGUGGCUUUGUGGCGAGCGGUAGCGUAGCGGCUGGCGCACUGCGCCUCAAAACCGGUGACCCGAGGUUCGAUUGCCAUUUCACGGCUUACAUUGGUGACGAAUAUCUUAAACCGUCCUGGGCCUCCCCGAGCUCGACCCGUACUUAAAUAUAAGUACCCGGUGCGCUUUGUGUUUGUGUAUACAUCGGGGAGACGCAGGCAGCCGAGCGUAGUGCUGCCCUGCCGACCUUCGCACGAGCUCGCUUAACAGAACUUGCUCCAAACGGCUGUUUUAAACGCUGAACGGUCAUAUUCGUGUUCCCUUGAAAGUGUAGAAAAAAACACAAGCUAUUAGUGCAGCCCUGCAGUUACCAGCUCCUACCACUGCUUGUGGAAGGCCCUUAAUUGCAGAGCGCUCCAGAAAUUCCGCUCUUUCCAGAGGCUAUUUUGGCCACAUGGCAGCAGAUCGAUGAAGGGGCCCAUAAGACGUGGCUCACGGUGGCUGUAUCGGUACCGUCAAAAUUAAAAACUGGAAUUUCGUUUUUCUCCUCCGUCGUAAAUGACCUCGCCAGAGGCAAUUUACAUGCGGAGUGCCUCUCCAUGACCUCGUGUCCAGGGAAAAUCCACCGGUGUGCCACGGCAACGUUGUCAGCCCAGUCACCGUCAAUAGCGCUCCAGAAAAAAAACAUCAUCACGUUGUCCAAUGUUUGAGAGUUAAAAAAUAAGAAAUAAAAAUGCCAUUUCUAUCUGGGGAUUUUCAGGAGUGGGGGUCCUCAUAUUGGGGUGUUUGGCCAAUGGACUUAAAUUAGUCCGUGGACGAGGGCACUUGAGUUUCUUGUCCUUCCUCCGCACCUCUGAUUAGCAUGGUUGGCUACGUACGAUACGAAAUAAAUUCAACAUACACGCAAGUAUCGAUUGAUAUCUGAGCUGCGGGGUUUGCCAACUCCUUAAGACAGUGAGUUCUCAUUUAACGCAGCAGAUGCGUUCCUGAAAAAAGUGCCGCGUUCAGAGAACUAUUUCCCCACAUAAUAUAACGAUAAAUACGACGUACUACUACUACGCACACGGUACAACGAGAUGGCAGGACAAAUAACUUGAGGGCGUACGCCGCCGCGCUACCGUAUCGAUUGCAUCGCUCAGCCGCGCAGCUCAAGAAAGCAGUUCGUCAUUGAUCGCUCAAACCGUGCGAUUUAUAACGGAGCGCGCGCGUUCCGGGUUGAAACGGCGCACCGGCCGUGCGAUAACGGCGUGAAUUCCCGCGAAAAGUGUUCCCCAAUGGUAGAGCUGCGUUGUUGUGGCAACGCGUUUCACACGCACGGUGGCAUCCUUCCUCGCCUCGUGUACAGGUGUGCCAGCUUGCUGGUGUAUAUAUUCAUGUUUGCAUCUUGCCUUUGUUCUAAAAGUGACUGUGGUUCAUUUUAUGACGGUCCGUUAUACACAAACCCAAUAUGUACAGCUGUAGUUGCAGUAUUAAAUUAACUAUUUUUAGAGCUCUUGACUGCUGCGUGUGGCCCACCAACCAGUGGCUACGCUUCAGUGUCAACCAUUUGGAUGUACAUGAGAUUAAGGUUCAUGGUGUUGCCCGUUUCUAAUCCACAUUUGUCAAUUUGUUGCGGCGACUGGCUUGAUUUUAUCUACUUGUCGGGAGCGUCCUGCUUUCUUCCGCUAAGUAUUUCAAACCAAAAGUGUCGACUUAAUCCGGAUGCAGUAAAAAAAUCAUCUAAUAAAUGCGAUUGCAAAACUUCUUGGAUUCAUGUUUUAAAUCCGUUUCAAAUAAAUGUUGCUGAAAUGUUAAAUUGUUCUUCUGAUGCUGGUAACAUGCAAAUUCAUAUUUUAACUCCGCCCACACAGCUUAAUAGACGCGGUCCUUGCAUGACAGCGUUCAUUCAAGCUCUGUCUUCUGGACAGACCUGUCUCUUCACCUGAAGAAGGCCACUUGUGUUGUGGCCGAAACGUCGUGAGAAUUUUAUUGUCUUAUGUUAUUCCUAUUCUACGUGACUUUACAGAAAAAACCAAGAUGAUGAAUCCUUGCGUGCACGAAAGCUUUAAAUCGAAAUGUUAAAUUGUUGUUUUUUGUCUAAAUUACAGAUUUUAACAUCCAAUAAAUGCGACUGCAAAACUUA